Molecule: messenger RNA, 1419 nt
Organism: Clonostachys solani
Lineage: Eukaryota; Fungi; Ascomycota; Sordariomycetes; Hypocreales; Bionectriaceae
Source: the annotation of a GenBank genome assembly
AUGGCUGCCCCCGCUGACACAGUCGAUGCCCCUCUCGAGGUCCAACACCCGAGUCCAGCACCACCAUCCGAGUCACCAGCCCCUGCCGAGCCGUCGACUACCAAGCCCAUCCACAGCCUCGUCCUCGACACAGGCCCUCUCAUCAAGAAUGACCCUCCCGCCGAUGUGCUGCGAGCCCGCGCGGAGCAACUCUACAUCCUCCCCUCCGUCCUCCCCGAAAUCCGCGAUGCUGCCACCCGCACCCGCGUAGAGACCACUCUGAUGCCCUUUGUCACCGUGCGCGCGCCCAGACCUGCCAGCAUCAAGAUCAUAACCGACUUUGCUCGCCGCACUGGCGAUCUCGAGGUCCUGAGUCGCCCUGAUAUCCAGGUCCUCGCCCUCGCCUACGAGCUCGAGUGCGAACGCAAUGGGGGAGACUGGAGGCUGAGGAGUACUCCGGGACAAAAGACCCUGAAUGGGAAGCCGCCAUCAAAAGAGGGGGAGACACCAGCACAGCCAGCCGAGAGUCAAGAGACACAAGAUCAGCCAUCGGCCGAAUCCCAAACCAACCAGGCACCAGAGACCUCUUUAGAACAGACGGUGGAGCAACUGAGCAUUGAGGAAUCUGGCGAGAAGAAGAGCGACGAUACCCCAGCGGCAGACACAACCAUUAAGACAGAAGAGACGCAGCCGGCAAACGAAGACAAGGUCGAAGAUGUUGUGGUCGUCGAGGUCGAGGACGAUGCCGAGGACUCGGACGACCUCAAAGACGAGAACGACGAGGACGAGGACGAUGGCGGCUGGAUCACCCCGUCCAACGUCAAGAAGCACAAGGCCAAGGACACCAACACGUCCACCUCCUCCGGCGCGGCGGCCAAAACCCUCCAGGCCGCCGUCCUCACCUCCGACUACGCCAUGCAGAACGUCGCCCUCCGCAUGAACCUCAACCUCGUCUCCCCGGCCCUCACCCGCAUCUCCCACCUGCGCACCUGGGUCCUCCGCUGCCACGGCUGCUUCCAGAUCACCCGCGCCAUGGACCGCCGCUUCUGCCCCUCGUGCGGCCAGCCCACCCUCCUGCGCGCCGCCUGCACCGUCGACGACCGCACCGGCGCCCUGACCGUCCACCUCAAGAGGAACUUCCAGUGGAACAACCGCGGCAACGUCUACAGCGUGCCCAAGCCCGUCCACGGCUCCGCCAAUGGCCGCGCCCCCAAGACCAAGGGCACCCACGGCGGCAAGAACGGCUGGGGCCGCGACCUCAUCCUGUCCGAGGACCAGAAGGAGUACACCCGCGCCCACGACGAGCAGCGCAGACAGCGCAAGAAGGACAUCAUGGACGACGACUUCCUGCCCGGGCUCAUCAGCGGCGACAGGGGCGCCGCGGGCGGCAAGAUUCGCGUCGGCGCCGGGAGGAACAUCAACGGCAGGAAGAAGAGGUAG